AUGCUUAAUUCAACCAGAGUGCCAUCAGAUAUUUUCUUAUCUAAGAAAGACUUCAGAAAAGCUCUUUAAUCAUACUUUAAAAAGAACUUGAAAAUUGUUGGGAAUGAUUGCGAUUACGAAAGUGAGAUGAAAAGACAUAGAUUUACCCAGUAUUUUGAAAAUUUACUCUUUAUCACGCAUAAAUUUGCCAAAGAUUAUAUAAUUAGCCAGAACUUAGAGGAAUUUGAAGUGAGAUAGAUAAAGAAGUAAUUUGAUGAUUUGCUGAUUCAUGAUUAUCUAAACAGAAUGGUAUAGGAAAUUAACCAGUAUAAUAUAUAAAAGAGACUUUAAUUUGGACAUUUAAAUCAAAUUGAAGUAGAUGAAAAAAGCGAUUAAGACUUAUUCAAGAUAAACUUUGAAAACAGAGUCAAUUUUUAGACUUAUUUAUUUGGCAAGUACUUCGAUGGUAUGAUUGGUUUAUUCAGAGAGGGAGAUGUUAUUCAAGAUUACUCAAAUUUUGAUCAAUAUGUUCCUAUAAUUUGA
This is a messenger RNA of Stylonychia lemnae, 522 nucleotides long. The record is from the annotation of a GenBank genome assembly. Lineage: Eukaryota; Ciliophora; Spirotrichea; Sporadotrichida; Oxytrichidae.